AUGAUAAUGGAAUAUUUGUUUGUAAUUAGAACUGCAUUACUAUUUUUUGCAUUGGUUUUAUUAUACCUAAAUAAUUGCCUGGUGGCUGCUGUUUGUAAUGAGUGCCAGGAAAAUAAUGUGGCCUGUGUAAAUGAAACGUCUUAUCAUUUUUGUUUUGGUGCAAACAUACCAAAUACUGAACAAUUGUUCACAUGCCCAGACGGUUUAGUUUGUACCCACCUACCGAAUAUAUGUUUCCAACGUAAUACUUUGCCAGCCAGUUGCGGAGAUACAUCUAGCUGUGGUAUAUGUAAUUCUAAUCAAGUAUUUGCGUGUACUUCGCGUACAACAUUUGCAUUUUGUUUUGGAGCCACAAUACCAUCGGAUGUAGUGGGCAGUUGUCCGACAGGAAUGAUAUGCGAUGCUUCCAGUUCAGACUUUUGUGUUCGAGAAUUAAAGCCAACGUCUAUUGUUUGCGAUUUGACGGAACCAAUUGAUAUUAGAAAUUUAUAUCAAUAA
Molecule: messenger RNA, 498 nt
Organism: Musca vetustissima
Lineage: Eukaryota; Metazoa; Arthropoda; Insecta; Diptera; Muscidae
Exons: 4
Coding region: 1-498 (165 amino acids)
Source: RefSeq, a predicted model, not a curated record